AUGUCUAAUGGAUAGCAAGUGAUUAAAUAUAUGUUGAUUGGAUCAAAUAUGGUUGGCAAGACGGCAUUUCUGUCAAGAUUUAGUGAUAAUAAUUUCAAUGACAAAUACGAAGAAAGUAAAGGUGUUGAUUUCAAAUCUAAAUUGUAUGAUAGUGGUAAAUAUAAACUUUGCAUAUUCGACACACCUGGAGAUGUGAAUUUGAGAUUCGCUUCUUAUGGAUUUUAUAAGUUUGCUUUUGGUUUUAUUUUGAUUUUCGAUCUCACGAGACCUCAAACUCUUUAGAAUUUGAGAGCUGAUUUCAGUUAGAUUGCAUCUCAGUCUUCUUAAUAUGCGUAAUUGAUAUUGGUUGGGAACAAAUCCGAUUUGUCAGACCUAAAUGAUUACAGAGAAACCUAGGCUGAUGCUUAGAGAAUGGCAGAUGAAUUGCAUAUUUCGUAUUUUGAGAUUUCUUGUUUGACAGGAUAAAACUUUGAUUUAGUCAUUGAAGAUUUGACAUAGAGAGUCUUAAUUCAAAUAGGACAAGGAAAUUUAGGCAAAAGACCUGGGAAUUAAACAGAUAAUAUUUAGAAAGAUGAAAAUAUUAAACACGAAGGUGGAUGUUGUUGUAAAAUAUUUUGAAUUCAUAUAGAACAUUUUAUUUUAUUUAUUAUUUA
This is a messenger RNA of Paramecium tetraurelia, 653 nucleotides long. RefSeq lists its product as uncharacterized. Gene Ontology annotation, cellular component: endosome; Golgi apparatus. The record is from RefSeq and is a predicted model, not a curated record. Lineage: Eukaryota; Ciliophora; Oligohymenophorea; Peniculida; Parameciidae. The transcript is spliced from 4 exons. Gene Ontology annotation, molecular function: GTP binding; GTPase activity.